ACGCCGCACAUAGUUAUUUUGUCAGUUUGCAUAGAAGAAGUGUAAACAAGGGCGCCGAAAACGUUAAACGUCAUAUAUAUUACGUGGUGGAGUACACGACUUCUCUAAUUGCUUCUUCCCGGUGUUCAAACGUUUCACGGACGCGCAUAUAAAUGCCGUGGUAACGUCUAUGGCAUCUUCUUUUCUUCCGGCAUCAGCAUCAGCAAAACAAGUCUAAAGUGUUACGCACCAUAGCCAUCGGAAUAAGCGAAAUUAUAUCAAAUCAAGAUUUAUUUAAUUAUAUCCCGACUUUCGAAAGUUGAUUGAUUAUAUAAUAAACUGUGCUUCUUCAAGUGUGGCUCAAGGGUGAAAAGAGUGAUUAAGCAAACUUGAUUUGCAAACACAUACCCUUUGGAUAAAGUUGUGGUUUUUCUUUGCAAUUUUACUAAAUCGAAUUACGAGUUUACACUUCGAUUUUCCUUUUUCUGCUGCACAUUGACUGAACAGAUCAAUUCCAAAUCAAAAUCCUUUCGCGUUCAACAAAAAUUAUGAAAGCCACCACUUGGUUGUGUCCCAUGUUAACAGUGUUGUGCGCCAGCAGGCUUGUUUGUACAGCGCAGAGAGCAAGUUUUACAAUCGGCUAUCAUCCGUUAAACUAUAUGGCAUCAAAUACGUUGCAGGAUGAUAAUGUUAUUACGAAACGCAACAAACCUUCUUUGUCGAUUGUGAAUCCAUUGGACGUUUUAAGACAGCGUUUGUUGCUAGAAAUUGCUCGUAGGCAAAUGAAAGAAAAUACAAGACAGGUCGAAUUGAAUCGUGCAAUAUUGAAAAAUGUGGGCAAACGCAUGUUUAAUACACCGUCAACUAAUAGUUACACGUGGCAUAAUGUCGUGCGACCCAAAGAACGUGAGCAGCAAGAUGAACUUUAUUAUAAGCAACAAUCAUCGUAUGGGCGAGAAAUGCCUGAAAAGCGGCAUUUGUUAUCGCCUGUAAAUGUCAUGCCCUCAGCAACAAUUUUUGAUUAUCUAAUACGGCCGGGAAUAGAAUAUGAGCAACGAGCCAUAACCACACAAUUACACGAGGCCAAUAAUGCGAAAAAUGAUGAUGAAGUUGAGAGCGACAUUGACGUCGUUAAUGAUGGCAAAACGAAAAUAAGUCAAAUUUCGAAUUCAGCGUUUCUCAAACAUUUUCAACCGACUGACCGUAAAGCUGAUUUAACACAAAGUAUUAUUAAAAAUCGCACCACAUUACAGCAACAACACGAUCCUAAAAACAAUAUCCCAAUUAAAUUUUCGGACUUUGCCUUUAUUGACGAUGGCAGUAAUGAAUCUUUUAAAGAUCCCGUAGUUUUCGACGAAGAUAAUGGCAAUCAUUUAGACUAUCAGACGCAGUAUUUGUAUAACUUGUCACAUGAUAAUGAUUUACAACGUUUAAGAAGUAAAUAAAUUCUUUUGAAAAAA
Glossina fuscipes is the source of this 1439-nucleotide messenger RNA. RefSeq lists its product as uncharacterized. The record is from RefSeq and is a predicted model, not a curated record. Gene Ontology annotation, molecular function: hormone activity. The transcript has 6 exons. Gene Ontology annotation, cellular component: extracellular region. Bases 528 to 1424 code for a protein of 298 amino acids. Lineage: Eukaryota; Metazoa; Arthropoda; Insecta; Diptera; Glossinidae.